AUGCAGAUCACCAAUAUCUUCGUUGCCGCUCUCGCCGCCGGCUCUGCCACGGCCGCCUCCGUCUCCUCCCGCGCUGCCCGCCGCAGUGCCCCUGCCUCUUGCCAACGCUUCGGCGCCAACGAGGCCCUUUUCUCUGCCUCUGUCUCCGGCGACUACGAUCAGACGCAGUCUCUCAGCUUCAACGUUGGCCCGACCAGCGCUGGUCCCUGCUCGCUCAUCGGCCAAUUCAACCAAGGCUUCCCUAUCAGAGUCAAGAACCCUGAGCACUCCCGCCUUGACGUUCGCAACGCCGACGGCGCGCUCAUCGGCUCCUUCCCGCCCCUCAAGCUUGAGACCACCGACGGCGUCCUCUACACCGUCGCUGAGACUACUGUUGUUACCAUCAACAGCUUCGCAUGCCAGCCUACCUUCGACUUUGAGUUCUCCCUCGCCAACGACGCCGGUAUUGACGACUACGCUUUUGUCUUCUUCGAGCGUAACACCGAGGGCGGCUUCUUCAUCCAGGCUGGUGACCAGUGCAACCAGUAA
Molecule: messenger RNA, 528 nt
Organism: Colletotrichum truncatum
Lineage: Eukaryota; Fungi; Ascomycota; Sordariomycetes; Glomerellales; Glomerellaceae
Source: RefSeq, a predicted model, not a curated record